AUGGAGGCCCGCGGGGUCGGCUUUUCUGCGGUGGCGGGGGCCGACCCCGUGGGGGGGACCCUGGCGCAGGCCCCUGCUGGGGGGCAGCUGGACCAGUUGUCCUCCGGCCGUCUGGCCGAGACCUGUGAGGAUGGUGUCCCGGAGCCGCCCCCUCCUGCCCUCGAGGGUCUUCUCCCCAGACAAAGCUGCCCAGCCUCCCCCGCGGAGCCCGGGAGCUUCCCCGAGCCACCACCGCCCGAUGCCCCCCUGGAGCUGCCCGGGGCCUCUCGGAUCAGGGCCCCGAAGACCGGCCGGAGGAGAGGUGUUCGGGGGCGGAGGGGUUCGCAGAGGGGAGGGAUGAGGGCCAAGAGCGGCCGCCCACCUGCCCCCCUCGGGGUCGGCUCCCUGCCUCUUCCCGAGGACCCCUCCGGCACUCCCCCCAUCCGGGUCCCAAAGAAGCGGGGCCGCAAGUCCAAGGCAGAGCUGUUGCUGAUGAAGUUGUCGCAGGGCCUGGAGCAGCCGGAGCCCCCGCCCCCCAGCAGCGGACCCGAGGACCCAGACACCCCCGCCGGGACUCGGCCACGCCGGCGGGCUGCUCGAGUGGCACUGCUGUAUCUUCAAGAGCUAGCCGAAGAGCUGACCUCAGCGCUCCCUCCCCAUGCUUCUUACCCAGAGAGCUCCGAGCUGAGCGACCACCCCAAGCGGGGCCGGGGCCGCGGGGGGGAGGAGGAGGAGGAGGAAAAGGAGGAUGACGCGACCCGGGAUGCGGACUUUGUGGUUCAAGCUGAAGUGGAGGAUGGGGAGGAGAGCGAGCCCCUGAGCGAGGGCUCGUCCGACUCGGAACCAGCCGCGUUUCGAGGGGGUGGCGUCCAGGGAUCUAGCUCGGUGAAGCCGAGGCACCAGUGCCGGGGAAUCGCUCCCAAUGGGCUUCCCAACUACAUCAUGACCCCGGUGUGGAAGAGCCUCAACCUCACAAAGAACCUCCGGGAGCAGCUCCAUUCCCACUGGGAAUUUCCCGAGUGGAUUCCCUCAGCAUCCAAGUGGCACCUGCUGACGGACACGGAAGCAGCACCCUAUCUUCCCAGGGAGUUGAAGUCUCCGUUUUUCUCCGUGCAACGAGAAGGGCUCCCGGAGGAUGGUGCUCUUUACAGGAUCAACAGGUUCAGCUCGCUGACGCCUCAUGGGGAGCGCUGGGAUGUGUCGUUCUUCACUGGGGGGCCCCUGUGGGCUCUGGAGUGGUGCCCGGUCCCCGAGGGGGCCAGCGCCCUCCAGUACGUGGCUCUGUUCUGCAGCCCGGGCAUGGACGAGACGCACGCGCUGAGCCGGCCGCACGGGGGUCCCGGGCUCCUCCAGCUCUGGGGGCUGGGGGCCCUGCAGCAGGACAGCUGUACAGGCAGUAAGGCUUACCUGGCCUACGGCAUCGCCUGUGACCACGGCUGUAUCUGGGACCUCAAGUUCUGCCCCAGUGGAGCCUGGGAGCUGCCCACCACUUCCUGCAAGGCCCCUCUCCUGCCGCGGCUGGGUCUCCUGGCUCUUGCCUGUUCAGAUGGAAAGGUGCUCCUGUUGAGCCUGCCUCACCCGGAAGCGCUGCUAGCCCGGCGAACCCCAGAUGCGCCAAAGCAUGCCAUCUAUAAGGUUCAACACGUGGCCCUUCUGCAGGUGGGCUCAGUGCAAGCCGGGGGCCCCUCGGAGUGCGGCCAGUGUUUUAGUCUUGCCUGGAUGCCAUCCCAGCCCCAUCAGCACCUGGCAGCGGGAUUCUACGAUGGCACCGUGGCAAUCUGGAACCUGCCCACCACGUCCCUGCUGCAGCGAGUGCGGCUCCCCGACGGCUCCCUGAAACUCUACCCGUUCCGCUGCCUCCCGGCCCACGACCAGGCGGUGCGCUGUCUGCAGUGGUGCAAGGCCAACAGCAACUUCCUGGUGUCCGCUGGAAGCGACCGGAAAAUCAAGUUCUGGGACCUUCGCCGGCCCUACGAGCCGAUCAACAGCAUCAAGCGCUUCUUGAGCACAGAACUGUCCUGGCUGCUUCCGUACAGCGGGGUCACCGUGGCCCAAGACAACUGCUACGCCUCCUAUGGUCUCUGUGGGAUCCACUAUAUUGAUGCUGGCUUCCUUGGCUUCAAGGCUUAUUUCACUGCCCCCCGGAAGGGCACCGUCUGGAGCCUGUCCGGGUCGGAUUGGCUGGGGGCCGUGGCCGCCAGUGACAUGUCGGGGGAGCUCAUCGCCGCCGUGCUACCGGACAUGGCCGUGAAUCCACUCAACAUCAAGCGUCCUGCCGAGCGCAGAUUCCCCAUCUAUAAGGCAGACCUGCUGCCCUGCGGAGGGGGCCCCGGGGACCAGGCCCCCCCGGACCAUCCCGGGCCGUUCCGGGCUAGGACCUACGCCGAGGCCACGGCCCAGCACUACCUACUGUUCAGGGACACGGACCUACGAGGCUUCCACAACCUGCUCCAGCGGGAGCCGAUGUUACGCAUGCAGGACGGGGAGGGCCACUCUCAACUCUGCCUGGACCGGCUGCAGCUGGAGGCGGUUCACAAGGUGCGCUUCAGCCCCAAUCUGGCCUCGCACUGCUGGCUGGUGUCCGGGGGCCAGUCGGGGCUGGUGCGGGCCCACUGUAUCCGGGGCCUCGCCUGCUCCCUCAGUCGCCGCCUGCAGCUGGAGAGCCAGGCCUACUUCAGCGCCAUGUUCCCGUCCCCCUCCUCCUCCUCGCCCGAAGGGCCCAACGUCCCCGCAACCGACCACCGCCUGCUCCCCAACCCGUAGUGCGGACGGACCGCGGCCCACCGGGGGCCUAGCAGGACUCCCUCCGGCCUCACGGCCACCCCUGGCACCCACCGACCGACCCCUCCUGGGCCGCCGCUGCCCACCCACCCACUUGUGCUGCUCCUCUGAGGCCGCGGCCCCCGCAGGCUGGGGGGCUCGGGCCAGGGACCCUCGCUGUUGGCGCUACGGAGCCGGACCCGGGGCGACUCACUCAUCUCUCCCUCCCUCCCUCCCAUUUUGCUCACAUUGAGCACGUUUAGUUCUGGAUGGGCUGAGUAAAGGUGCUAUGUGUUUUUGA
This is a messenger RNA of Tachyglossus aculeatus (Australian echidna), 3040 nucleotides long. It is a transcript of the gene GTF3C2, whose product is annotated as general transcription factor IIIC subunit 2. NCBI's taxonomy places the organism in Eukaryota, Metazoa, Chordata, Mammalia, Monotremata, Tachyglossidae. Gene Ontology annotation, cellular component: transcription factor TFIIIC complex. Gene Ontology annotation, molecular function: protein binding. Gene Ontology annotation, biological process: transcription by RNA polymerase III. The record is from RefSeq and is a predicted model, not a curated record.